AUGAAGAGAAUGGGAUUUGAAGUGUCCAAGCGCAUCGCCUCGAAUGAGUCUACUUGCGACUCAGCCGUAUGCCAAAGAAUUCGCCGAGGAAAGCAAAGCUACCGUUCCCACUUGAUCUUAACCUCUGCGUCUGGGGUUCUUUCGUUGCUAUCAGCCUGCGCACCCUUGUUUCCCAGCAUCCUCAAACCGAGCAACGACGCCCAAGAUACCGGUUCCACUUUUCGAGAGUUCAAUCUUUAUUUGAAUAAUUAUGAGCACAAUCAACAAAACGCACGACCCGAACCAUAUGAGCCCUACUCGCUGGACACGAUGUUCAUGACAUUUGGAGUUUUCUGCCUCACUACAUCGUCUUUCUAUGGUUGCAGAUGCCACGACGUAUAUCAAGAUUUCAUUGUCUCUGUUGCGGUCCUUGGUGGCUUAUAUGUUCUACUAGCCACGGCUGCGCCUCGCGAUGGAUGGAGAGGGCUCCUGUUAGCCUUUAUCUCUCUGAUACCACCCUCUAUCUCCUUCGGUAUCUGUAUAAGCAUCAUGUUUCACCAGGCGGUUCGCAGGUUAUCUUCAAAGAAACCUACGAGGGGCUUGUGA
Messenger RNA from Colletotrichum costaricense, 585 nucleotides. RefSeq lists its product as uncharacterized. The coding region runs from base 1 to 585 and encodes 194 amino acids. The transcript is spliced from 2 exons. The record is from RefSeq and is a predicted model, not a curated record. NCBI's taxonomy places the organism in Eukaryota, Fungi, Ascomycota, Sordariomycetes, Glomerellales, Glomerellaceae.